Lachancea meyersii CBS 8951 is the source of this 273-nucleotide messenger RNA. The record is from the annotation of a GenBank genome assembly. Lineage: Eukaryota; Fungi; Ascomycota; Saccharomycetes; Saccharomycetales; Saccharomycetaceae.
AUGGCGCCUCCAACGCCGGUUUUCGGCAGAGAAGAGCUAGAAAUGGUCAGAAUCAAAGCAAAGGGACCUUGCCAGUUGAAAUCGCUAGUUCAGAAUGAAUGCGAGUUCAACGGACAUAACUACGUUUGUAUUCCAUUCAAGAGAGUUUUUGAAGAGUGCAUUGUGGGUGGAAAGCAGCAGAAAAUACGUCUGGAGGUUACAAGUGAAAGUACAAAUGCUGUGAUUGAUGCGACGGUGGCACGGUUUUGGUCUAGUGUAAAGAAAUUGGAGUGA